AUGUCGCACCUGCAGUACAAAUCAUACCCGGGAUUCGGGGAGUGGAACUUUGAGAACUUCCACUACUCAUCUGCUGUUCGUAUCGCUCCUGGAGAGCAGAUCCAGAUCUCAGGCCAAGGCGGUUGGACCAGGGACGACGGCAAGGUCAAAGAAAACUUGGCCGAGGAGUUUGCUCAGGCCUUCGAGAACGUUAACUACACGAUCAAAUACGCCGGCGGUAAAGGCAUGUCUGCUGUCUACAAGUUGGCUGUCUAUUACGCCCCGGUCACGGAGGAAGCUUUGAAUGAGACGGUCGUCAACUUGAGAAAGUGGUUCCCGGAUCAUCGACCGUUGUUGACGGCGAUUGGCGUCGAGAAGUUGGCAGCGCCGGGAAUGCGUUUUGAGAUUGAGGCGUGGGCUCAUGUAGAGUGA
This is a messenger RNA of Zasmidium cellare ATCC 36951, 411 nucleotides long. RefSeq lists its product as uncharacterized. Lineage: Eukaryota; Fungi; Ascomycota; Dothideomycetes; Mycosphaerellales; Mycosphaerellaceae. Gene Ontology annotation, molecular function: deaminase activity. The record is from RefSeq and is a predicted model, not a curated record. The transcript is spliced from 3 exons. Gene Ontology annotation, cellular component: cytosol. The coding region runs from base 1 to 411 and encodes 136 amino acids.